Messenger RNA from Oppiella nova, 584 nucleotides. NCBI's taxonomy places the organism in Eukaryota, Metazoa, Arthropoda, Arachnida, Sarcoptiformes, Oppiidae. The record is from the annotation of a GenBank genome assembly.
GACUGAGGAAAGUGAAGCAAUUGUGGGUUUGAGUGGCAAUACAGCUAUAGUACAGCAACAGUGCAUUGAAUGGUAUCGACAUUCACUGCUAUAUCGAUAUAUUGAGACACAAGUGAUGGCAUCUGAAGCACAAACACGUGUUCAACAGUCCUUCCAUCAGUUGAUGAAUGACCUGGACAAGUCAUGUAUGCGCAACAUACAGGGUGAAAUGCAUAAGUGCGCGGCCAAGUGCUGCGACCGCACCGACCUGUCCAUGGAGGGCAACCACGAGUGUAUAUCCCGGUGCUCACAACCUCUGCAGUCAGCCCAGGCAUACGUGGAGCGCGAAGUGAAUGCCUUUCAGGAUCGGAUCGAGAGGUGUGUCCUUAGCUGUCAGGACAGCAUUAAGGAUAAGAUCGGCGCCAAUACCACCGAUGACCAGAUGAAGGGAUUCACCGCUAAGUUCGAGUCUUGUGUCGUGAAGUGUGUGGACACACACAUAGGGCUUAUGCCUAAUAUGUUGUCCAAAAUGAGACAAUCCAUUCAAAAGGGUUCAUACAAUUAGAUCACGUCUUCAUAUUAGACUAAUUUUCAAAUUAUAGGCA